UUUGAUUCGCGGGUUUCACAGAUGCAGCAAUUGCAUUCUCUAUAUCAGGUGAUCCAACCCUUUCUGCUCUUAUAAUAUCGAUAACUAUUAGAUUUUUAUGAAAUAAAAAACGCAAGGCUCUUUUCCUCUCCAUUACCUCAUACUUCAAGUAUCAAUUUUGCGUUAGUUUGUUGUGAAGCACGAUGCUCCAGCGGAGUUUCAAGCCUGCCAAAUGCAAAACAGCUUUAAAGCUGGCGGCAGCACGUAUAAAGGUAUUGAGGAAUAAAAGGGGAGAGCAGGUGAAGCAGUUGAAGAGAGAACUGGCUAAAUUGCUGGAGUCUGGCCAGGAUCAGACCGCCAGAAUUCGGGUAGAACAUCUUGUCAGAGAAGAGAAAACAAUGGCAGCAUAUGAUCUCCUCGGGAUUUACUGUGAACUUAUUGUGGAACGCUUGCCGAUCAUUGAGUCACAGAAAAAUUGCCCCAUUGACUUGAAGGAAGCAAUUUCAAGUGUAAUAUUUGCAUCUCCAAGAUGUGCUGACAUACCUGAACUCAUGGAUGUACGUAAACAUUUUACUGCAAAAUAUGGCAAAGAGUUUGUCUCUACUGCUGUUGAACUGCGUCCAAAUUGUGGUGUAAGUCGCCUGUUGGUUGAGAAAUUGUCUACCAAAUCACCUGAUGGUCCAACAAAAAUAAAAAUUUUGAGAGCAAUUGCUGAGGAACAUAACAUCAAGUGGAAUCCUGAUUCAUUUGGAGAGAGAGAUUCAAAGCCUGCUGAAGACUUGUUGAGUGGGCCAGAUACUUUUGACAAGGUCAGUAAAAUUCCAACGGAUCCUUUUGUCCAAGCUCCACAUAGUAUUGAUGAAAAAAGACCCUCGAAUGUCCAUGUUCCACCUAGGAGCAAUGUUAAUCAUGAUGUGCCUGUAAACUUUCAAGAAUACAGAGCAAGAUCAUUUGGUCACCCCCAUACAGAUAGUGAUGCCACAGAGGCGAAGUGGUCUGGUGCUUCUCAUCCAGAACUGAGGCCUACAGGAUCUAGUAAUCAAGGGAUGGAAUUUAGGCAGUUGUAUUCUGGAAAUGAAAAUACUUUUUCCCGUGGUAGGCAAAAUUGGAGUAUGGAGUUCAAGGAUGCUACUGCUGCUGCAUUUGCAGCUGCUGAAUCUGCAGAACUAGCAAGUAUGGCAGCCAGAGCCGCCGCAGAACUUUCAAGCCGUGGGCAUACCUCGUGGCAGUACUCAGCAGAAUCACAAAGAGAUACAGAGCCUCAAACAUUUUACCCUGCAACAAGUGAACAUCAUGCAAAAGGUCCUGUAAAUAAUGCCCUUGAUAGAAGAAAUUCUGGGGCCAAUUAUGAUCAAAUUUCCAGCAGUCUGCAAGAUGUUAUGACAGGAAUUGCUGGCAAAUCUCACAAAUACAGUUUCAAGAGCACCAAUAAAUCUAGCCAGUCUGCUUCAUUGAGGUCUGUUGCAGCCUCUGUUGAUGAUAACCCAUUGGUGAAUGAUCUUCAAAUGCCUCAUGGAUAUUCUCUAAAGAACUCAUCUGAAAUUGAGCAGAGUGACCUUUUUGGUCAAAUUAGCUUAGAGAAAGAGUCUUGCCAUUCUGAGGUAGAAUUAAUGAAUAAAUUACAAGACAGCAUGAAUUUUGAGAGUGUUGACAAGUUUGAAGAAGUAAAGGUCAGAAAGCAAUCUAGCUGUGCCUACUCUCAUUCUCAUUCAAGCACAAUUACUGGUGAUCAUGAUAUUGUAUCAAGUUUAAGGGGUGAUUUUGAUGAGAACCCUUUUGCUAUUAAUGACAAAGGAUUUGCUCGAAGAAAUUCUGAUAAAAGAAGUUCUUAUGAAAAUGCUUCUGUGGUCUUUGAUGAUUAUGGUUCGGAUGAGAAUGAAUGCAAAAUUGAUGUAAAUGCUGAGCGCAAGGGAGAUGAAUAUGGUUUGAAUUUCUCAUAUCCCAGUAAAAAAACACCUAUUCGUGUGUUUUCAAAUACUAAUGCCUGGAGUGAUAGGGAAAAUAUUGAUGAUUCAUGGGGAAAAUCUACCCCAGGUUCCCAUUUCUUAAUGGAGCACAACACUGGUUCUGUGUUAUCUGAGAGUAUAACUAGUUCAAGAGUUCCUUCACAACCAGAUACCAUGUUGCCUGCAACUUUUGAUGAUUCAGAUGUUCCAAGUACAGAAAGUGAAGAGGAUCUUGAGAUUCCUAAGCUUGUUAGGAGCCAUGAUACAAGUAAAUAUAACGUCUUCACCAGAACUUCUGAGGUGACCUCUGAAGUACCCUCAGGUAGAAACCAAGGAAUCGAACUCAAUGAUGAAUCGGCAAGGAAGUUUGGCUAUGGUAAUGUGUCCACCAGUCAGUCAUCUCCCAGAGUUGAAACAUCCCAAGUGGAUUUUAACAACAGAUAUGAUGAUUCAUACAACUACUCGUUUGAUGAAGGGAAGCUCCAGCAAUCUCAGCGACCUUCAAGAUUUUCAAUAGGCCAAGAACUUGAGGACAAUACUCCCACACUACUGCAAGCUGAAGCCAUUAUCCAUACUUUAACUGCAAAGUCUAGUCUGGAAAGUCAUAACGAGUUGAACCUUGAAAAUCUAACUGGUGGAUUGCGAAAUAAGGGUUAUAGAUAUCCACCAUAUGUAAUGAGCCUGUCAGGCAAUGCUUCAUCACCUAAACAGAGAGCCAAGGCUACUUCCACAAUUAAAGAAUCACUUUCUGCUACUGUCAAGGGUUCAAUUUAUCCCAAAGGCGCCAAACAAGAUCCAUACAAUAGGGAAGUGAAUGAAGAAACAGUUAAAAACCCGAGUACAAGAUCACAUUUUGGUUCUUGUGGUGAUGAUUUAGAUGAAGAGCUCCCACAGCACACUUCAACAAGCGGUAAAGAGAAAUACAGUAAUAAAGAUAGAAUUGAAGAAAACAAAAAAUCGAGCUCAAGGAACCAGGUUAGGUAUGUUGAAUCUGAUGAUGAUAUUCCUAAUCAAGCUUUAAUGAGCAAAGCUCGUAUAAACACUGGAUUGUCUCAAAAGACAAAAACCUCCUUUAACUCAGGGAAGACUACAGUUACUUCAGAGGCAUCGGUAACUCCAGACUAUGGUUCAGACAGGAAAUACCCUUCAUGGAAUUUCUAUAAUAACGAAACCAGACAGAAGACCCUGUCUCUGAACAAGAGCUCAGGUCGCCUAGGAAGUUCUGAGCUGCCUAGGUUGGCAGGACAAGCUGCUUAUAAACCAAUUCCAGAAUUGAAGAGAUCAUCUUCUGGGGAAAGUUUGAGAGCAUCAAUGAAGGAACAACCAUCCACUUCUGUUCCAAAGAAGGUAACAUCAAGUAGCCCUGAAAGUUUGAAGACCUCAAGUUCUAGCAUUGAGAGUCCAUCUAAGGAGAAAGCUAGUCAUGUUCACCCAAAGCUUCCGGAUUAUGAAACAUUAACAGCACACUUUCGGUCUCUGCGACAAAAUCGCCAGUAAAUAUACUUUUGUUAUUAUAAAAUAUAGGUAAUUUUGAUAUGACAUUCAUAUUUUUUUUUUCAUAUUAUACUUAUGCAUUAUAUAAUUUGACUGUUGAUGAUGAUACAAGAGGCGGAGUCUGUAAUGUAUCUUUCAGUCCAAAAUAUUUGUCUGUAUAGCCAAAAUUUAGUUAAUGUUUUUGACAACAUUUGCUGAAAUGAAAUAAACUAGCUUGUUUGGGGACAUUGGAGAUUGAAGCUAUGGAAUAAGAUGCUUUACCUGUUUUUCUGUGUUGUA
Messenger RNA from Mangifera indica (mango), 3698 nucleotides. RefSeq lists its product as uncharacterized. Gene Ontology annotation, biological process: protein transport. Bases 183 to 3422 code for a protein of 1079 amino acids. The transcript is spliced from 7 exons. The record is from RefSeq and is a predicted model, not a curated record. Lineage: Eukaryota; Viridiplantae; Streptophyta; Magnoliopsida; Sapindales; Anacardiaceae.